GUGAAUUAUUACCGACAUAAUAAACAAAGUUCACAGUUUAGUUUGAACAAUUUAGUAUGUUUCAGACAAUGUUAAAAGUCUUGAUAUAAAUAUAUCGGUAUGUAUUUAAAAAAAAAAAAUAGAAACAAGAAUUAAAGGAAAUGUUUGCAAAUUUUAUAAAUAAUAUUUAGUUAUAUAUAGAAAUCUAUACUUCUUCGAAUAACUUAAGACUUCGAGAAUACGAAUAAACGUAGCAUAAUAAUCUUUGUUGCGCAUUUUAUGAACUCAUUGAGUUCGUUCGUUUUAUCGCACUAAUCAAUGUUUUGAAAUGAUUAAUAAUUAUUAAAGGGGGGAAUAGUACAGUCUCGCAUUACGAGAAAUUCUAACUUAUUUAUCUAUUUCGUUAGACUGCUUUAUUUCAAUUCGUAUAUAAUUUCAUCAUAAAUACAUUUUAUAUAAAAUUAAAUUCAGUUUAAUCGGUAUUAAAAUUCACAAAAUAUUAAAUUAAUUUUUAUUUCAAUAUCAAUUUGAAUUUGGUAAUAUUUGUUAUUUGAACAUUGUAUGGAAUUCAUUUAGUGCACAAAUGUAAUCCUUUAAAUAUUUCGAAACAAGAGAUAUAUGAUUUAAGAAAGACACACACAUUAUUAUGGGUACAUAUGUAAAUUUCAAGGUUAAAAAAUUCGAUAUUAUAAUAUAAUCAAUAUAUCUCUAGAAACUUAUCUUGAAGAGUUCAGUGAACACACAUUAAAAAAAUGUACGCGAACUACUCAACCGUAUAUUAAGUUUGCAAAACACUGUAAUAUAAAACUUAGUCUCUUUCACACAUUUAUCUUACAAUUAGUAUACUAAAUUAUAAUAGGUAGUUCGAUAAAUUCGAUAAAUUUAUACACGCUUUUAAUUAUAAUGCUUUACGAAAGUUUAUCAAUGUUAAUAAAUAAUCAAAUCUUAGUACAGGUCUCUCGAGCAUAACAAAUAUUGUAUUACGAAUAUCGUGAUAAACAUGAAUUUAAAUUGCGAUUAUGGGAUCGUGAAAUAUUGAGAAAGAAAUUGAAAGAAAUAAAAAAUAAAUCGUAUAAAUUGUUUUCUCUCUCUCUCAUUCAUAUAAGUUACUCUCAAGUAAAAAGUAUCCAUGGAAAACAAUAAUAAGAAUAACGAGGAUAACAAGCAAGAAGAGGAGGCAUGAUUGAGAGAGGGAAGAAGAUUGAGAAGAAAAAGAGAAGAGGAUAGUGAUAGAACGUAGGCGUUUUUAUCAAAAUGCUUCGUUGCAAUCUAUUCAGAACUUGGGGUAUGAUAACACAUUUUGAACAACAUGGACGCACCAAUUGUAAUAGAACGACGAAAAAAUUAUUAAAAGGAAGGAAGGAAGGAAGGAAGGAAGGAAGGGAACAAAAAUUGUCUCUAUCUCUCUCCUUUUCAAUUCAAAAAGAGAGAUAUGGUUGAACUUACACACAUAUGCAUAAUACAAUAAAGAGAGAGAUAUAAAUAUAACGCAAAUUAUAUAUUUAUACAUACAUCAUCAUACUAAAUACAUAUUGCAAAGGAUAAAUAAAGAAUAUUUACACGCGCAUACAUUAUAUACCAAUAUAUACUUACAUAGAAAGAUAUAGGUAUCAUUGUAUUAUUAUCUACACACACAGAUAGAUACAUCAAUGUAUUAAAUAUACAUAGGACGCAUACAUAUAGUUAGAUAAGGAUAUGAAUGUAUUGUAUAUGAAUGUAUGUAGUCCACGCGACACGAAGGAAACUUAUUCGGUUGUUGGUGGGGUUGAACCGGAAACCAAGAGGAGUAGUAGCACACUGUGUUGUCGACGGGUAGGAAAAGAGAGAACGGUAUUCGACGAGGGAAAUUAGUGUCUGCUCGGCUGCCGUUCUCUCGAGAAGAAGAGGAACAGGGGAUAGAAUCGGAUCUCCUAUCAAAUCGGUGGAAGACGCAUCGUGUAUGUGCUUUUUCAAAGAACAACGAGUCUUCUUGUGUAUAUACAAAGAGAAGAGAUAGGAAAAAGGAACAACAAGUACACCCUAUAGAAAACGGUUGUCAUUUUCUACGAGGGCUCGAUCUUCUCCACAUGGUCGAAGUGCAACAGUUGAGCGAAUCCCUAGAGGGGGGGGAAGCUAUGGGUUCUUCCAACAACCCUUAUCCCCCUUCCAGUGCUCAUCUUUCUUCUCCCUUGAUCACCGGCUUCGGCAACCUCAAGCUAUCCUCUGAACGAUGCAGAAACAGAUUCCACCGGAAAUUCAAGAACGACGCAACAUUAGGUACGCCAGCAGUAUUGGAGAAGGUGGUAAGCAGAGACAAAGUUUCAAAAAAGGUGAAAACAAAGACGAAGAACGUGGUUAAGAGUACAAAAAAAAGUAGUAGUAGUAGCAGCAGCAGCAAAUAUUCGAUCGCUGGUAAAGUUUGGGAGACUUUGGCAGCUGUUAGAAAAAUUCGUGGACCAAAUGGGAUCUUAGAGACAGCAUUAAUCGUGCAUCUGGAUCGUUUGGAUGUGCCUGCUACUUGCGAUAAAUCAAAACUGUGCAAGUUUCAAAAGAAUAAUGAUACUGUGAAGGAUCAACGUCAACAUCAUAAUCGAAAUGAUCAUCAUAACAAUUUCGUAGAUGUUCUUGCCAACAAUGACAACGAUAACGAGAAUUAUGCAGAUUGCAAAGAUGUUGAUCAAAAAUUGGAUAACAGGAGAAUUACACAAGAGAUAAACUAUAAUCAAGGUUGGUGAAGUAUUAAACAUGCGAACAAAAUCCAUCGGGGUUUUUAAAGGGUAACAAUGAAUGAUAAUGUAUAGUUAUUAACAAUUUAAGGAUGAUCAAAAUUUAUAAUAAUUAAUCAUUUAUACUCUGCAAAUUUUUUUUCUCGUAGUAAUAGUUUUUUUUUUUUUUUUUCACUAAAUUAAUGAUAAUUAUUUAUUUUAAUGAAAUACUUUUAUAGGAACAUCGUGCGCACCGUGUACAGAUAAUUUUCGAGCUAAAAAGGCAUUACCACAUAAUUUAUUUAUUUUUAUUAGAAUGAUUAAAAGCGAACACAGUGUUUGCUAGCAAUAGUCGGAGUGCGAAGGGUUAAUAAUAAUAAUAAUAAUAAUAAUAAUAAUAAUAAUAAUUAAAA
Molecule: messenger RNA, 3076 nt
Organism: Polistes canadensis
Lineage: Eukaryota; Metazoa; Arthropoda; Insecta; Hymenoptera; Vespidae
Exons: 2
Coding region: 2046-2693 (215 amino acids)
Source: RefSeq, a predicted model, not a curated record